Messenger RNA from Procambarus clarkii (red swamp crayfish), 6539 nucleotides. RefSeq names its product heterogeneous nuclear ribonucleoprotein L. Gene Ontology annotation, biological process: regulation of RNA splicing. Gene Ontology annotation, molecular function: mRNA binding. Gene Ontology annotation, cellular component: nucleus. The record is from RefSeq and is a predicted model, not a curated record. NCBI's taxonomy places the organism in Eukaryota, Metazoa, Arthropoda, Malacostraca, Decapoda, Cambaridae.
ACGCAGUAGCGUGUCUGCAGUGCCAAGAGACCGUUAGUAACGUGCGCGACUCAGUUUCAAAAUGGCGUUUAACGGUGACGGUCCCUUUAACAAGCGUAUGCGCACAGAUGGUGAAUCUGUGGGGCAAAAGUAGACGACGUAAGGCAGAACCCACCCAAGCCGCACCGGACGUCGUGUACACGGCCCGUGUCAUUGACCUGAACCAAGGCUGUUGAUUGCUAGCACACCAACCCACCGCACCGCCUCAAAGUGUGACUUGAAGUAGCAACAGACCAGUGGGAGGGAAUGGACAGCUACGUAGACUAUUAUUCUGAAAAUGAUUAUUUCUGCCCUGAUUAUAACGUCGAUGCGAAAGUGAGUAGCGACCUGAUGAGCGACGCGUGCGAGGCUUCUGGAGAGGGCAGCACUAAUGACGCCUACGGCGGUUUCAACGACUAUGACAACCAACCUAGAAGAAGGAAAGGGGAGCCAGAAACACCCAAUCAUGUGCUGCUCAUGACCAUUUUGAACCCCGCCUACCCUAUCACAGUGGAUGUGAUCCACACUAUAUGCCAGUCCUACGGUAAUGUUCUUCGCAUCGUCAUCUUCAAGAAGAAUGGCGUGCAGGCCAUGGUUGAGUUCGACGGGAUCGACCCAGCCACCCGUGCCCGGGAAGGACUGCAAGGAGCAGAUAUCUACUCUGGCUGCUGCACACUGCGCAUCGAGUACGCCAAGCCAACCAAGCUGAACGUAUACAAGAACGACUCCGAGAGCUGGGACUUCACCAACCCCAAUGUUUGGUCGAAGGAACCACAGAACAAUAGCGGUGGUGGCGGUGGAGGUGGGUCAUCCCGCCCUCCUCUUCUGCAGGAACCCCGUGGCUUUGGGAUGAAUGUCUCGCCAUUCAGAGGUGGAAUGAAUGGUCAGAUGGGUGGACCUCGCAGCUCUGGAGGUCUCUUCAACAAUCCUAUGCCAGACAGGCUUGGACUGAACAAUGGAAUGAGCAAUGGAGGUCUCCGUGGUGGAGGAUUGAUGGGUGCUGGUGGACAAGGCCAGGGUGGACCAUUCAUGGGUGGAGCUGGUGGGCCUGGGGGUGCAUCCCUCUCUGGUAUGGGCCAACCACAGCCAGGUCUACCUCAGCAAGGUGCUGUUCUUAUGGUUUAUGGACUAAACAAGGAUAAGAUGAAUGCCGAUCGCAUUUUCAACCUGCUUUGCUUGUACGGCAACAUUGUGAGGAUUAAGUUCUUGAAAACAAAGGAGGGUUGUGCUAUGGUGCAAAUGGGAGAUGCAUUAGCUGUGGAGCGUGCUGUUGCAAACCUACAUAAUACCACAUUCUUUGGUUGCAAGAUGCAGUUAGGGUAUUCGAAGCAAGCUUUCUUGGCUGAUGUGCAGCAGCCAUAUGAUCUACCAGACGGUACUCCAUCAUUCAAGGACUACAUGGGCAACAAGAACAAUAGAUUCAUAAACCCAGAAAUGGCUUCAAAGAACAGGAUACAGCCACCUUCAAAGAUUCUGCACUUCUUCAACACCCCCCCAGGAUUGGAUGAGGAGACACUGAAACAGGUGUUCAUUGAUGGGGAAGUUACUGAUCCCAAGAGCAUCAAGCUUUUCCCAUCAAAGAGUAAGUAUCCUUCAUCUCACACAGCUGAGAGGAGCUCCAGUGGACUCCUCGAGUUCGCUAACAUCUCAGAAGCUCUGGAGGCAUUAGUGAUUGGUAAUCAUGCCCCUAUCCCUAACCCCAACAGCAAGUUCCCAUUCAUCAUGAAGCUCUGCUUCUCAUCUUCAAGACACAUCCCCAAUAAGAUGGCUGAGUGAGGUGUCCAGCUGCAGCAGCAGCAGCAGCAACAGCAGUGACCCUUUGUACCUGGGUCAUUCAAGCUUCAUUGCUGUUACAGUGACCUGCAGGGUACACCAGGGUUGUUGGCAGCCAGGCAGGGAAUAAUGGGGUUGUCAAUAUCGAGCAGAGUUGCUUACAGUCCUAUAGACUGUGAGUAAUUAUGUAGUUAUUUACAAUCACCUUUGUAUGUUCUUAACCCCCAGAGACUAUUAGUACUCUGGAAUUAUCAAUAUUUAGUUUAGUGUAUAAUAGUUUCUGGGAAUUAUUGACAGCCAGGCAAGACUGCUGGCUUUGUGGUCAUGAGACGGUUGUUAGGGACGUUCAUGCUUCCCACCUAUCAAUGGUCGGGGGCCUAGUGUUUCUCUUCUCGCUGGACCCCUCAGGGAAUAAUCACCGAGAAUGUCUGACUAGAGGCACGCAAAUAAUUUCAGGAAGACAAUUGAGUUGUGUAUAUAUAUAUUUAAUAAAAUUAAUAUAUAUAUAUAUAAUAUAUAUAUAUAUUAAAUAAAAUAUAUACACAUACCCCCAUACAUGUUAAAUAUGAUUUGUGAGCUUUUAAUGUUAGUCGUCCAAUUGUCCAUUUUUGAAAAGCUAAUGCGGUGUCAGUUUUUGUGCUUUCUGUUGUGUACGUGAAAAUUAUUGAAUAUUAAGAGCAGUUGGGUUCAAAAGGUGACCUGAAUUGGUGCAAAUGCUGAAAGUUGACUGUAUUCUUUGUUAUGCAUAUUAUCAUUAAUAUGCUGUUCUGGACCCCUUAUUUUUUUAGAUGAAUAAAGUGUAAGUGGUCAUAUUCGUAAUGUUUUCCUGAGGAGCCCAGCAAUUGUCAUAAGUAGGAUAAGUGCAGUAUAAACCCUCCCUGAGUUGGAAGCUUGGGCAGUAUCCUGCUGUCCGUCCUACGCUCUCUUUAUAUGACCGUUAUUAUUCUGAAUCGUAUUACAUGAGGAGGUUAAACUGGGUAAGCUUCUGUAACUGAUCAAAUUUUAAUUGAAAUUUGAGUACAUUAGAAAAAUUUACUCAAUUUAGGAAAUUGAGGUUAAGAAAUUUUAGUUGGCAAGUCUUAAAUCUUUUGACUGCUAGUCCAUAAUUUAUCUUGGUGGAGUUUACCUGGUGUAUCCUAUAAGCUCAUUCAGUGGAAUGUACAAUGCUGUUCAACAAUAGUGUGUUAUGUUUCUAAAAUUAUUCCAUGAUUAGGCACAAUAUUACUUUUUUGAACUGUUUACUCUAUAAUACUGAUCAGUUCACUGUAAUCUUUGAUGGACACUGAUCCACUCAUUGGUAUGUUAAGUAUAGGUCACCAGUUAACUUAUAACGUGGAUCUUACCUGAUAUUAUGGACGUGUGUGUUAAUAUCAUGAAGUAGCUAACUAGAGGUAACUGGUCUUUGUUGCAAUAAUAGUCAAAGGAUCUGCCAUUCUUAAUUUUGUGUUAAUUUCAAUAAGGCUGGUCCUGUCUGUUUGGAAUGGAUUGACGAGCUGUAUAGAAUCUGCUUCCAAAGCUAAUAAUGGCAGAGUUUUUGACAAUAGUCUUACACUGAUGAUGAACCACUGUAAGUUAGUAGGAGGCAAUGUUAGUGGCAACAAGGAUACAUUGUUGGUAAAUGUAGGUGUAAAUUGGUAAGCUAUGGCAACAGGGCAGAUACAUUAACAAGCACUUGAUACAUUUACAGUCCCAGCUUGUUACACUGCCCCACUGUCAAAGCCUAAGUGUUUUAGAAUAGCAUUUUAAUGCUUUUUCACUUUCUCUUUCUUAGUUUAUUUUAUCUUAUUUUUAAGUAGAUGGUAAAAUGGUGUCAUUAUACUUAGUUGGACUCUUUGAGCUAGUAAGCUCCUAGCUUAUGAUUGCAGCAGGACAUGACAAAAGCUCUGUCUGUCCCCUUAUUCAUACUCCUGGUUUAUGCCACACUAUUUGUUUUGCCUCUAACAAUAAUUCAAUAAAGUUUUGAGUGACCAAAUUAAAAACAUGCAGACAAGAAGUUCAAGCAAAGAUUUUAGGUGUUCAGUGCUGAUAUUUGCCAAUGAGUAAUCAUUCACUAUAUUUUGACUUUAAUCCAACUCUGAAAAUUGUUAUUCUUGUGCAAAUCCUAGUCAGCAACACAUGGUACUUAACAUAGGGUUUUAAAGAUGUCAAGUUAUGUUUAUUAUUAUUUAACAUACCUUUUACUGCAAGCAAAAAACAUGACAUUACACAUUACUUUUCUUGAACUUCCCAUCUACAGACAUGGCUUUCACUCACACACCCUCUACCCGCAGCCAGAGAAACUUAAGACUACAGUAAACUACAGAGCCAAAACACAGGAAUACAGCAUGUCUAAACAAACCCAGCUCAUUUCUUAAGUGGGAUUAUUUAUGGAGAAUUUACUCAUGGCAGGGUUGAGUUUAGAAAUCGGUUUUAUUUACGUUUUUCUGUAUAGAACAUUAAAUAUUUUUCUGAUAAAUAUAACUUGUAUAUAAUUUGACAAAGCAGCUUGUGUUUUUAAUGAACACGGUAAAGUCCGUUUCAGUAUUCACCAAUCAUCAACAGCAGAGUGAUCUGUGGUGAUGGUGUCUUAUUUCCUCCUCCUUUGUGCAACUUUACCACUUCUUUGGUCAAUGUUGGUAAUAGUCUGUCAGACAUACUGCCAGGUCCCCCAAAAAACUAUCAAGAAUGAAUGAGAUUGGGCAUGGUGGUGAUGUGCAUAUACCUGAUAUUUAAAUAACCCCAAAGUUUUAAUGUAGUUAUAUUGAGAUGAUUUAAAGAGUUUCUCAUGCAUAUCCUGUUUUUCCUGGUAUAUUUUUGAGAUUGGCUAAUGAACUAGAUGUUUUUUUCCCUUCCCCCUACUUUACAUUUUACCAGAAACUCAUUUUUCCCAAUGGACAUCUUGCUACUAGAUCAUUGGGGGUGAUAAGUAAUUACAGAAUUAUUCUUGGAAUUAUAACAUUUUAAUGAAAUGCCCCAUAAUGGGUGUAAUUUAUAAAUAUAUUCCACAUGACUUUUUGAAUCCGUUUAGCUUAGAGUAAUGGGGGGGGGUUAAUGCUUUAUCAUAAAAUUUUAUUUAAAUUUAAUUAAAGUUAAAAAUUGAAGAUGGGUUAUGUAAUUUUUUGUUCUUUUAUGGACAUUUCCACUGCAGGAGGUUAAUAAUGCAGAUUUAGUUUUAGACUUGAACUUUGAUCACCAAUAAAUACUUAAUGUGGUCUAGGAACAGCAAACAGUACAAGUUACACCACAUGAAAAUACUAGACAGAUAAACAAAAGAAACGAAACUUUUGAACAAUCAUACUACUGUACAUGCAAUUCUGGAAAACAGAGGUGUCAUGGGCGACAUUAAAGAACACUCACUCCACAUACAGGAAUGGAAAUUAACAAGCUUUUUUCCUAAUUUCACUUUUGUUCCUUUGUUUGCUGAUAUACUAGCCUCCUGAGAUUAUUGUAUUCAAGUUCAAAGCCAACUUGGUACAAAGCACGAUUGUACUAAGGUAAAGCAAGCCUGCCAAAUAUGUAGAUUUUCCUGAGGGGCGCACCACCCACCACCCGUCACAGCCAGUGUGGCAGCAUCCUUCAGACUGCCGGUGGUCACUAGGACAAGUGGGAUUGGAUUUUAUAUGGGGAUACUGCCUACCAUAAUAUUUAGAAAGAAAAAUUUAAUUGCUGGACUUUUUAAGGGUUGCUUUCGGGAACUUCUGCCCGCUGGUGGUGGUGGUACAAAGUUGGCCUCAGGUACAGCAGUAGCCGUUAACCAGACAGUGAGGGUGUUAACUUAAGUAGUUGUUGCAAGACAUUAACUGCUUACCUAAUAUAUAUAUGCCUCCAGUGAUGGCUAUGGUUACUGCUGCUGCUGGUGAUUUAAGAGUUGUGGAGCGGGGGUGUGCCCCUUUCUCCUCCGUGCCAAGCGUGGUUGUGUCUGAGGCCGCGUGAGUGUGGCGACGUAACUGCUGUAUAGGUCACGUCCACCUUGGUGUAGGUGUCCGCGUGAACGGCCAGGGAGGAUGUCUUCACCUACCCACCCCCCGACCCGGCGGCUCCCGAGCCCCGAGACUCCGCUCAUAAGCAAUACUGACCUGACGCUCAGGUUAUGAGGGCGCCCUCCCUGGUGUGCCCACCUGGACUACUAGGCUGUUUAAAUGGUUUUCUCUGAUAAGUCGUUGAAAUGUCGUUGCAAAAUGUGCUUAAGUAGAGAAUGUUUAUUACUUCUUGAAAUCGUCCCAAUAGAGUGAAUCACUUGAUGCAUAUCAUAGCACUAAGGUUUACUGUGCCACUGAGCCAGUACCACUGGGACUGUGCUGAGCUGACUGCCAACUGGCACAGCGCAUCCAUGGGCCGUAUAAAAUUCCAUCUCGGGGAGGCCAACAGCCAGACCUGUAAUAUUACCUGCAUUAAACGCCCUAGGUAUUGUAGUUCUGUGGCCAUUACACGUGGUCUAGAGAACACUACAUAGGAAGCAGUAGUGUAGGAGAACUGGUUGGUGGUUCGGCCUAUGGAAUAGUGCUGUGCUCGGGUCUGUCCGGCCCCCUAGUUUGGUGUCCAUCAAAAUGCAGGACUAUAUACCAGACAGGCGGCGUGUCCAGUUAUGGCCGACUCGUGGUGAGGGCAGCGGCACGGACCCGCCAGAUCCCCCCUACACCAUCCCUUGUUCCAGGAUUGCGGAGUUAUUUUAAAAGCAUAACAAACAUUAUAAUUUCUCUUAAUCCAUAUGUUGUUUGUAAGAAUUUUAAGGAAUAAAAUGAAUAAUACUUUAGUAUAAAAAGAGAAAA